AAAAAAAAUUAUAUACCAACCUCACAAAAUUCUGAAUGUAAAUAAUAGUCUAAAUAAUUUUAUAAUUUUUUAUUUGAAUUAGUAAAACUAGUUAAUUAUCUACGUUCAAUAAUCAUUAUUUUAGUUUUUUACGAUUAUAAUAUUUGUUCAUGUACCAAAUUAGUUAACAGGCUUCAAACACUUUAAGAACACAACAUAAUUUAACAGUGUCCAUAUUCUAAAAAUUUAACAGUCUUCUAGAGCUACAUUUUUAGAAUUUCUACGUCUUAGAAAUUUUGGUAUUUAUUAUAUGGAAUGUUUUGAAAUAAAUAACCAACUACUAUGUUAUUCCCGGUAAUAAAAUUUUUCAAGGCAUGUCCUGCUUGUAGCCGUUUGAGAUAUUUCAGUAUAAAACAUAUUGAAAAAGAAAACAAUGUUAAUGAAACUGCCGAGAAAUUGAACCGAUUGAUAACGGAAAUCAAAGAAAAAAUCUUAUAUAACAGCGUAAUUGAAUCUAGAUUGAAACAAGGAUAUGCAGCAAAUUAUACUUUUAUGAGAAAAAGAAAACAUUAUGAAGAAAAAAUGAAUAGGGCUUUACAAACUAUCCAACCACUUCCAUUGUGUUUAAAAUAUUACACUGAAAAUAAGAGUUUUGAAGAUAAUAACGAGAAAAAAGAAUCGGAAGAAGAAGGUUUCAGAGAGAAAUUCAAUUCUAAUUUUCCAUUUAUUUCAACUGAACAAGUAAAUGAGCCAGAAAUUAAAGAAAAAUUAGAAACUUCUAUUAAAAAGGAAGUUUUGGCUAGGAAACAAUUAUUAAAUGCUGACUACAAGAACUGGAUGACAAGCUAUGAUAAUUAUGAGUAUGAUUUGGUAGAAAGUCAAGAAAUUAAUGAAUCUGACCAGGACAUCAAUUAUGGCACUCCAGACCCAAGUUCCUCCAUAUCCAGAUACCCAUGUGGUGGUUGUGGGGCUCAUCUCCAUUGCAAAGAUACCGCAAUUCCAGGGUAUGUUCCAUCAGAAAUAUUCAAGAAUUGUUUUAAUCCACAUGGUGCAGAUGCCAAGUCAAUUUUGUGUCAGAGGUGUUAUUUUUUGAAAGUUUAUAAUAUUGCUUUGCAAGUCAGAGUUUCGGUAGAUGAUUAUCCUAAAAUUUUAUCGACAAUUUCUGCAAAUUCGUCUUUAAUCAUAUUGAUGGUUGACUUGACUGAUUUCCCCUGUUCUAUAUGGCCAGGAAUUGCCGAUAUUCUGGGAUUAAAAGUUCCAAUUGUAGUUGUUGGAAAUAAAGUUGAUUUACUUCCGGUGGAUAGUAGCAAAACUUUAAACAGAAUCAGACAGGUGCUGUAUGACAAUGUAAAGCUGUGUGGAUUUGCCAGUGCUAAUAUCAAAAGUGUUGAUUUAAUAUCAGCUAAAACUGGUUAUGGAGUUGACAAUCUUAUUACAUCAUUAUUGAGAGUAUACAGGUAUAAAGGAGAUGUUUAUUUAGUUGGAUGCACAAACGUGGGCAAAUCUAGUUUAUUUAACUCUCUUUUGCAGUCUGACUUUUGUAAAAUCCAAGCUGCCGAUCUUAUUCAACGAGCUACCACAAGUGUUUGGCCCGGAACAACUUUAAAUUUACUAAAAUUUCCCAUAAUGCGCAUAUCUGGUUUGCGUUCGCACUUAAGGCAUGAGAGAUUAGAGCAAAAGAAAGCUUUGGCUAAAAUGGAAAAGAAUUUGAAAAGAGAUGGUGAAGUGGAGAAGCCGAAUGUUUCAUUGAUGGAAAAAAUUGAAAGGUCAUUUACCAGGCCUGUCAAGGAUUAUUCCAUUGUCGAUGGCUUUUCUACGCAAGGCAAUGCAAAUGCUUCUGGAAAAGUUUCUCUGGGCAUUAAGGAAAAUCAUCCGGAUUAUGUAACCAGUAAAUGGUGCUUUGAUACCCCUGGUGUGGUUCAUCCCGACCAAAUUAUUCAUAUGUUAACAGUAGAAGAACUGUUACGAACUUUGCCCAAGGAUGCCAUUUAUCCUGAAACAUUUUGUGUAAAACCGGGAACUACAUUAUUCAUUGGUGGACUAGCCAGGUUAGAUUACGUACAAGGACCUAACUCUGUCAGGUUAACAGUGUUUAGAACAGAACAUUUACCAGUUACGAUAUGUAAAAUGGACAUGGCUGAAAACAUUUACAAUGAACUUUUAGGGACAGACCUAUUUGCUGUUCCUAUUAAUGAAGGAGAUCGGCUAUCAAAAUGGCCUGGUCUUUCGUUGGUCAAAACUUUUAGAAUCCAAGGGAAAAAUAUCAAAGAAUCGAGUUUUGAUGUGGUUUUGUCCAGUGCCGGCUGGGUGGCAAUCAACUGUGAUUUAAAAGAAUACGAAUUCGCAGCUUGGACCCCAGAAAAAAGGGGUGUAUACGUAAGAGAUUGUAUUUUACCAAAGGCAGUGACUUUACGAGGGGCAAGAAUACGGGAUAGUGUCGCCUAUAGAAAACAGAAUAAUACCUUAAAAAAUAACAAAUAAAUGACUGAAAUAACAUAAAA
This is a messenger RNA of Sitophilus oryzae (rice weevil), 2480 nucleotides long. RefSeq names its product nitric oxide-associated protein 1. Lineage: Eukaryota; Metazoa; Arthropoda; Insecta; Coleoptera; Curculionidae. The transcript has 5 exons. The record is from RefSeq and is a predicted model, not a curated record. Gene Ontology annotation, molecular function: GTP binding. The coding region runs from base 322 to 2460 and encodes 712 amino acids.